This is a messenger RNA of Saccoglossus kowalevskii, 3915 nucleotides long. Its product is annotated as mucin-22-like. Lineage: Eukaryota; Metazoa; Hemichordata; Enteropneusta; Harrimaniidae. The record is from RefSeq and is a predicted model, not a curated record.
AUGUCCGUUUCAAACGUUACCCUGGAAGAAUCUACUGUGGAGACAGCAUCAAUUGAAUCCAGCAGUAAUUUGACACCAACCAAAAGCAGAGCAUUAGUUGACACUGGCACUGGAAUAACAUCGGCCCAACAUACUGAAGUGUCCACACACUCUGAGCUCACAUAUUCUGAGGCUGUCUCAAAUGCUACCCUUGUCAAACCAACAACAACAAAAGAAUCAGUUGAAACUAACACUGCUGCCACAUCAUCCCAACAUACUGAUGUGACCACAACCCCUAGACCAACAACUGAGAUUACUGAGGCUGUCUCAAAAGUUACCGCUGUCAAACAAACAACAAUGACAGGAUCAGUUGAAACUACCACUGUUGUCAAUUCAAACCCAUAUACUGAUGUAACCAUACCCUCUGCACCAAGAACUGAGCUUACAUCUACUGAGGCUGUCUCAAAAGUUACUCAUGUUGAACCAACAAAGACAGCAGUAUCCGUUGAAACUGCGACUAGUGCCAGCUCAACCAUACAUAUUGGUGUUACCAUACCUGGAUCAACACCAAUGACAGGAUCAGUCGAAACUGGCACUUUUUUCUCUUCAACUAAACAUCCUGAUAUGACUACACAUUCUGGGUCAACAUCUAAACUUGCAUCUAUUGAGGUCAUCUCAAAAGUUACCGCUGUUGAAACAUUAAUGAUGACAGGAUCAGUUGAAAGUACCACUAGUGUCAGUUCAAGUCCAUACACUGACUCAACCUCACCCUAUGAUUCAACAACUAAAUUUGCCUCUACUGAAGCCAUCCCAAAAGUUACCUCUGUCAAACCAACAAUGACUGGAUCACUUGAAACUAGCAAUGGUGUCACCUCAACCCAACAUACUAAUGUGACCACACCCUCUGGGUCAACAACUGAGAUUGAAUCUACUGAAGCCGUCUCAAAUCUUAAAUCCAUCCAAGCAACAACACUGACAGGAUCAGUUGAAUCUAGGACUGGUGUCACCUCAAACCUACAUACUGAUUUCACUACUCCUUUUCGGUCAACAAUUGAUCUUUUAUCUUCUCAGUCUGUCUCAAAUGUUACCAUUGUAGAACCUACAAUAAUGACAGAAGCAGUUGAAUCUACCACUGGUCUCACAUCAGCCGAACAUAGUAGUGUGACCACACCUUCUGGACCAGCAACUCUGCUUACAUCUACUGAGGCUGUCUCGAAAGUUACAUCUGUCAAACCAACAAUGACUGGAUCAAUUGAAACUAGCACUGGUGUCAGCUCAACACAGCAUACUAAUGUGACUACACCCUCUGGACCAACAAUUGAUUUUACGUCUUCCGAAGGUGUCUCAGAAGUUGCCUCUAUUGAAGCAACAAUGACAGAAUCAGUUGAAACUAGCACUGGUGUCAGCUCAACCCAACGUACUGAUUUUACUACAGCCUCUGGGUCAACAACUGAAUUUACAUCAACUAAGGGUGUCUCUAAAGUUACCAUUGUAGAACCAUCAACAAUAACUGGAUCAGUUCAAACUAGCACUAGUAUCAGCUCAAGUCCACAUACUGAAGUGACCACACUCUUCGAAUCAACAACUGAGUUUGCCUCUACUCAAGCCAUCUCAAAAGUUACCUCUGUCAAACCAACAAAGACUGUAUUAAUGGAAACUAGCACUGGUGUCAGUUCGACCCAACAACCUGAUAUAACUACACCUGCUGGAUCAACAUCUGAGGUUUUCUUUAACGUUACCUCUUUUGAAGAAACAAUGACAGAAUCAGUUGAAACUAGCACUGGUGUCACCUCAAGCCCACGUGCUGAUUUGACUACACCCUCUGGAUCAACAACUGAUAUUACACCUUAUGAGGCUGUCUCAAAAGUUACUUCUGUCAAACCAACAAUGACUAGGUCAAUUGAAACUAGCACUGGUGUCAGCUCAACCCAACGCACUGAUGUGACUGCACCCUAUCAGUCAACAAUGACAGGAUUAGUUGAAACUCGGACUGGAGUCAGCUCAACCCAGCAUACUGAUGUGACUACACCCUCUGGAUCAACAAAUACCAUUGUGGAACCAUCAGUGAUGACAGAAUCAGUUGGGACUAGCACUAGUGCCAGCUUAAACCCACAUGCUACAGUGACAACACCCUAUCAGUCAACAAUGACAGGAUCCGUUGGAACUAGCACUGGAGUCAGCUCAACCCAGCAUACUGAUGUGACUACACUCUCUGGAUCAACAACUGAAUUUGCAUCUUCUGAGGCUUUCUCAAAUGUUACCUUCGUAGAACGAACAACAAUGCCAGAAUUAGGUGAAUCUACCACCAGUGUCACAUCAGCCCAACAUACUGAUAUGACUACAACCUCCAAACUAACAACUGAUCAUACACCGUCUGAAGCUGUCUCAAGUGUUACUCCUAUAGAACCAACAACAAUGACAGAAUCAGUUCAAACUAGCACUGGUGUCAGCUCAACACAGCAUACUGAUUUGACUACACGUUCAGGAUCAACAGCUGAAUUUGCAUCAACUAAGGGUGUCUCUAAAGUUACCAUUGUAGAAACAUCAACAAUAACUGGAUCAGUUGAAACUAGCACUAGUGACAGCUCAAGCCGACAUACAGAUGUGAGCACACCCUAUGAAUCAACAACUGAGUUUGCCUCUACUGAAGCCAUCUCAAAAGUUACAUCUGUCAAACCAACAAUUACUGGAUCAAUUAAAACUAGCACUGGUGUCAGCUCAAACCCGGAAUUGACUACACCCUCUGGAACAACUUCUGAAUUUACAUCAACUAAGGGUGUCUCAGAUGUUACCUUUUUAGAAACAACAACGAUGACAGAAUCAGUUGAAACUAGCACUGGUGUCAGCUCAAGCUCCUUUGCUGAUUUGACUACACCCUCUGGAUCAGAAACUGAAUUUACAUCAGCUAAUGGUGUUUCUAAAGUUACCACUGUAGAACCAUCAACAAUAACUGGAUUAGUUGAGACUAGCACUAGUAUCAGUUCAAGCCCACAUACUGAAGUGACCACAGUCUUCGAAUCAACAACUGAGUUUGUCUCUACUGAGGCUGUCUCAAAAGUUACAUCUGUCAAACCAACAAUGACUGGAUCAAUUAGAACUAGCACCGGUGUCAGUUCAUCCCACCAACCUGAUAUAACUACACCUUCUGGAUCAACAUCUGAGGUUACAACUACUGAGGUUGUCUCUAAGGUUACCUCUGUUGAAGAAACAAUGACAGGAUCAGUUGAAACUAACACUGGUGUCACCUCAAGCCCACUUGCUGAUUUGACUACACCCUCUGGAUCAACAAAUAAUCUUACAUCUUCUGAGGCUUUCUCAAAUGUUACCCAUGUAGAACACACAACAAUGAGAGAAUCAGUUGAAUCGACCACCGGUGUCACAUCAACCCAUCAUACUGAUUUGACUACACCCUCUGGAUCAACAAAUGAUCUUACAUCUUCUGAGGCUUUCUCAAAUGUUACCCUUGUAGAACACACAACAAUUAGAGAAUCAGUUGAAUCGACCACCGGUGUCACAUCAACCCAUCAUACUGAUUUGACUACACCCUCUGGAUCAACAAAUGAUCUUACAUCUUCUGAGGCUUUCUCAAAUGUUACCCUUGUAGAACACACAACAAUUAGAGAAUCAGUUGAAUCGACCACCGGUGUCACAUCAACCCAUCAUACUGAUGUGACUACAUCGUCUGGAUCAAUAACUCAUCUUACAUCUACUGAGGCAGUCCAAAAGCUUACCUCUGUUGAAGCAAAAACAGAAUCAGUUACAACUACCACUGGUGUCAGCUCAAGCCCACUUGCUGAUUUGACUGCACCCUCUGGAUCAACAACUUUAAUUACAACCUCUGAUGUUGUCUCAGUAGUUACGUUGUUGAACCAACAAUUAUGGCAGCAUCAGUUGAAACUACCACUAGUGUCACCUUAUCCAAACAAACAACAAUGA